GAGAAAUACAUAAUCAGUUCACGUUUCAACAUAUUUGGUGCACCAUAACCUACUUUAGGGCGAAAAAUAGAUCAAAUGGACUUUUUCUCAUCAUAUAUACAGAUAUUGCACUGACAUUUUGUCACAACCUCCCUCUUAGAGAAAUGCAUAAUUAAUCAGUUGUCAGAUGGAUUGGUGCACCAUGACCUACUUUAAAGCUUUUCUAUUCAUAACGUGCAAUUCAGAGUGCACAAUAUGCUUCCAGGUUGAAUUUCACUGUCCGACGGGCAUAUAUUGUACCGUUUGCAGAUUCAGAUUAAUACUACUAUCUGCCAUAAUGAGUCAAAGUGAAGAAGAUAGAGGGCAGCACUAUAUCGAGUGUGCCACGUGUACCAACUACUCCAAGUUCUACUGCAACACCUGUCACCUGCGACUGUGUGAACAACACAGAGACAUCCAUCUCGAGGAAGAAGACAAUAGAAAACAUGAGGUGGUUCUUUAUCAAGAGAGAAUGCUGGAAUUGCCUACAGAGAAAUGUCGGAUCCACCCCACAAGAGUGAUAGAUCUUUACUGCAGCAAAUGCAAGGUUCCAAUCUGUUCCAAAUGCUUUACCACUGAUCACAAAGGUCACCAAGUCCUUGAUCUUGAAGUUGUCUACAAUAAUAGUCUACGACAAUGCCAAAAAGAAGUGGUCAAUAUCCAAGACAUUCUCCUUCCUCAGUAUGUAGAAAAUCUGAAGUCGCAGAGAGAAAAAAUUGAAUCUGCCAAGAAAAAACUAGAGAAGAUCAGAUUAUCCAUGAAGAAGAGCGCUGAUGAGAUCAAGGCAGCAGUGGACAUCCUAUUGGCUGAAAAUAAUUCAGAGCUGGAUGUAAUGGAGAAAUUGAUACUGAACGAGAUGAACAACAAAGAACAUGAAACAGAGGAUUACGUCUCCCUCCUACAGGAAGUAAUCAAGAUGUACGAAGGCGUGACGUCAACAAGGAAAGCAACAGAGAUUUUUACGUUAAGUAAAGAGAUAGCAAGUAUUCCUUCACUGAAGAUUCCUGACUUAAGUGAAGCUGUCCUACCAGAGUUUACAAUGGGAACCAUAGAAAAACAAGAAAUAGAAAAACAGUUUGGAAAACUCAGUCAAAGGGACCCAAAAGAACAAAAAAGAGAAGAAAAAGAAAUGGUACAAACAACACGGCUGUCAGUUUCCAAAAGUGCGGAACGUCCCAAUAUGAAGCUUUCCUUCUCUAUUAUGAAACUAAAGGAAGUUAAAUUGCCAAAACUCGGUCAUGUUCAGCAUUUAUCUUCCUUACCUUCAGAAGAGGUUUGCGCCAGUGACAUGAAAGGUAACCUUGUCCUUUCUGAUCUGCGGGGAAAUCUACUACACAAAAUCUUCACCGACAUGUCAACUACCUUGGGAUAUCACACAGUCACUAGAAAGGGAGAACUAGUCUACACAAGUGACAAAAAUAAAGCCGUCUACAGAGUUGCCAGGAAUAUGACCUUCCCAACACUGAUCACCACAGGGGACUGGGAACCAGGGGCCAUCUACUCCUCUCGCAUCAAUGGAGACCUACUGGUGGGGAUGACUAGAAAUAAAGAAUGGAAGGUGACCAGGUACAGCAAGGAAGGAGAGAAGUUCCAGGACAUUCAGAGGGAUGAUAAAGGACGGGGUCUAUACCGGAGUAUUUCCUUCAUCACAGAGAACACUAACGGUGAUGUCUGUGUAUCAGACUAUGCUGCCAGUAAGGUAGUGGUGGUGACCAGAUCAGGACAGUAUCGCUUCUCUUACUCUGGUCAUAAGUCACAGGAUGGAUUCAGUCCCUAUGCAAUCUGUACAGACAUCCUGGGACAUAUCUUGGUAUGUAAUGGCUACUUUGCUUUACUGAGUGAUAAUUAUGGCAGUGUCCACCUACUGAACGAGGAUGGUCAGUUCCUGAAGCUCCUAUGUGCACCAGAUCAAUAUCAGCUAGAAGCCCACGCUGUCUGCGUUGAUUAUCAACAUAACCUUUGGGUCGGGCAUCGAGGCAGUGCUAUUGUAACAGUGUACAGUUAUCUCCAGAAUGAAGACAACUGAACAUACCCUAGUCAUUGUAGAGAGUUCAAGUGUGUCCUCUACAACCUAGGGAGUUCAAUAAUUCUGUUAUCAAAAUUUGCACCUGCAAACUUUGAGACACAAAAAUAUAUAUUUUAAAAAAAUGCAACCAUAGACUGUUGUUUUCAUACAUUUACAGAUAUGUGCACAUCAUAUUCAUCAGAAAGGUCUCGUGCCUUUUUUAAAAAGUGCUACAGAAGUUGCAAUUUAUACUUUAAAAAAAAACCUGAUGAAGAACCACUGGAAAUUAAUUAAGACAAAAUUCUUUGGAAGAGAAGCAGGGCCACACAAAAUUAUGUCGAACUGCAAACAUUCCUAAGUUGUGCGGAUUCAAAUUUUAUUAUGCCUAUAUGCACCUAUAGUAGAGGGCAUAUUGUUUUGCCCUAUCUGUCUGUAUAAAACUUUAAACCUGCUCAUAACUUUAAAAUGGUGAGUGAUAAGGCUCUUCUAUUGGAUGUGUGCAUUCUUCAUGACAAGACCUCUCUUAGUACCAAAGUUUGUAACCUUGUUACUUUGACCUACUUUUAAGAAAACCUAAAUUAGGCAAUAUAUCCUGAACUAUUUAAGGUAGGGCUUUCAUAAUUUGUAUAUACAUUCUUUAUGGCAAGAUCUUGCAUUUCUAGGGGUAGCCGGUAGGGUGGGGUUUCAAAUUUAAGAUAAGAUUUACAAAUAUGUCCAUUUCAAAUGAUGACCAACCAAUAGUUUGAGAUUCCUAGUAUGUUUUUAUGUGUAUGUUGAUCAUGUGUAUGACCACCCACCCCCACCCCCUCUUGAUUUUAUGGUCAAGGUCACCACAUUUAAAGUUACAUCAAUGUCAGGCAUAUUGUUUUUUAGUGAUUUAUUAAAACUGCUAUGUCUGGGUCAGAGAUGAGCACUCAUUCCUCAGGUGAGCUAUGUGAUUCAUGCAUGGACCUUUUUGUUUAUGUAUAGGAUGAAAUUCGCAGGUAAUCAAAGUUUAUCAAAGAAUAAAAUCUACCUAAGACUGGCUUUAAGUAUAUAAUUCCAAUAAUGUUUUAGAUAUUAGUGAAUGGAAGUUAUGACCUAUUGUCUAUACUUCAUUCUGGAAUGUUCUAUUUGGCCAAAAGAUGUUCAAGGAUAGGUUCAGUACAAUGUCAUGUAACGAAUUUCAGGAUGUUGAUCAAAUUGUCAAAUAUAUUUAUGUAUAUAUGCAUAUAUUUUUAGAAACAUAUAAUUAUAGUUUCCUUAUUUUGUACAAGUACAAAACAUUGUAGUACCAAUAUUCAAAUGUCUGUCAAUGAAUAAAUUGUUUAACUUAUA
This is a messenger RNA of Ostrea edulis (European flat oyster), 3340 nucleotides long. RefSeq lists its product as uncharacterized. The coding region runs from base 167 to 2044 and encodes 625 amino acids. The record is from RefSeq and is a predicted model, not a curated record. Gene Ontology annotation, molecular function: zinc ion binding. Lineage: Eukaryota; Metazoa; Mollusca; Bivalvia; Ostreida; Ostreidae. The transcript is spliced from 2 exons.